UGUGGCGGCCUCCAUGGAGCGCCUGCUGGGCGUGCAACUGAACCAGAGGCGGCCGUCAGUGGGGGCUUUGGCCGCUUUCUCCUUGGCGUGUCUCUGGUGCUGCUGCUUUUGGGGGGUUCAGGGCAGAGAGGCCGUCUGGACAUCGUUGAACGAUGACCUCUUGCUGCCGUACCCCCCUUCCCAACACGGUCCCCAGCACCACCACCGGUACGUCAGAGACUGUCAGCCGCUCGCGCACGGCAACACAACGCACGAAUCCUGGCCCGCCGACAACAGCAGCGCCAGCCCACCGACCAUCACCCGUGCGUUUGUUUCGUACUUCCCUCCUGAAGGGCAGGAUCGAAGGGCCGUGUACGGGCAUUUCACUGUGGUGAGUGACCCUUUAAGGACGUUCUCCGUGUUAGAACCCAGUGGGCAGGGAGGGUGCCGGAGCCGCACGAGAGCCACCGUGGAAGAGACCUCCCGGCUCGGCAAAUGCCUUGUGGCCCAGAACGGCGGCUAUUUUGACAUGGACACCGGGGAGUGCCUUGGGAACAUCGUAAGCGACGGGCAGUUGGUCCAGACCUCCAAAGGACUGCAGAAUGCUCAGUUUGGCAUCCGGCAAGAUGGCACACUAGUCUUUGGCUAUCUUUCAGAAGAGGAGGUCCUAGCGGAGGAGAACCCCUUCGUCCAGCUGGUGAGUGGUGUGGUUUGGCUGUUGCGUGACGGCGAGGUUUACGUGAACCAGAGCCGAGACCUGGAAUGCAGCAAGACACAGACGACGGGGACCUUUGACACGUUCAUCCAUACGAUAUCUGCCCGGACAGCCGUGGGACACGACAAAGAAGGCCGUUUGGUCUUGCUGCACGUGGACGGCCAGACAGGCGGGAGGGGCCUCAACCUCUGGGAAAUGGCUGAAUUCCUGAAGCAGCGAGGCGUCGUCAAUGCGAUCAACCUGGACGGUGGGGGGUCGGCCACCCUGGUCUUAAACGGGACUCUGGCCAGUUACCCUUCCGACCACUGCCAACCGGACCCCAUGUGGCGCUGCCCUCGCCAGAUUUCGACCAUCAUGUGCGUCCGCGAGCCACUGUGCCACCCUCCAGACUGCAGCGGCCGUGGGCACUGUGUGCUUGGGAAAUGCCAGUGCAGCGGAGCUUACUGGAGCGGGCCCGCCUGUGACGUCUUGGACUGCGGGUCUUCCAACUGCACUCCGCACGGGAUAUGUACAGAGAUGGGGUGCCUCUGUCACGCCGGCUGGAUGGGCCCAAAUUGCAGCAAAGCCUGUAUGAACGGUACCUACGGAGACGGGUGCUCCCAGACAUGCCUCUGCCUCAAUGGUGGCUGGUGCGACCCCGUGCAGGGGUCGUGCGCCUGCUUGGCCGGCUACCAAGGAAUCCUCUGCGAAGAAACCACACAGUGUCUGCCGAAGGCCGGUUGUAACCCGGAACUUAUUCUCACAGAGAAAAACUGGAUCGGCAUCACAUCAGUCUUGGCUCUUCUGCUUUUGCUCAGCGCUGCUGGAAAUGCCAAACUCCUCUUCUGCCGGUCCGCGGGACAACAGAACCGUAGCAAGUACACUUAUCAGCCGCUGGAGGAAAUGAACGGGGAGUCCACACACACUUACUCCGCUGCAGCGUGGAAGACCGAAGACGACGCGGACGAGCAGGACCCAGAUCAGGUGGAGAGCGCUGAACUCAUCUGAUUGUGGGUCUCAGUGAGACUUCCGUGUUCCCGGGGCGGGCAGGCUGGCCUCUUCCUGAGAUCUGAUUUAAUGCGGAAGCCUGUCCUCUUUGAAAAAGACCUGCUGAUGUUACAAGGAUGUCUCUGCUGGGGGAAAGAGCCUGUGCCAAUUCCCAACUCAACCCCAAGGCUCCUCGGCCGCUGAGCUGGAAAAGCCGACGAACACCCCUAACCCUGCUGUUUUGCAGUCUGUUAACAGAGCCUAGAGCCUCUUGUGAUCCCGUCGCUUGUACAGCUGCCGUUGCAAUGAGAUUGUGGUCAGAGAGGCUCAGCGUCUUCUUUUGUGGGAGCAGGACUGUAAUGUUUGGAGGCCGCAGCGGCAAGACGUGGAGGUAUAAAUCCUGCUUUAUUUAAGCCAAAGCGUCACCCGGGCCUUCAUCUCGGGGAAAGCCCUCCUCCGGCCCCAGCUUUGCCCAGAAAAAUAACUAUCAGGAAAAAUUUCCCUGCCUAGAAAAAUAACUAUCAGGAAAAAUAGUUGUCAAGCAAAAUAACUGCCAUUUGGCCACUAGAUGGCAGCCAAUACAUUACACUUCUCCCUUUCUAAUGUAUGACUUCAAACACACACCGUAAUACAAAAGGAAAGGUGGGGGGGAAAGGGACACGAGGAACGAACUUAUUAAAAAAAAUAAGUCAGGGCGUAACGUCGUGUUAGAAAGAACUGUCAAAA
Gekko japonicus is the source of this 2386-nucleotide messenger RNA. RefSeq names its product N-acetylglucosamine-1-phosphodiester alpha-N-acetylglucosaminidase (gene NAGPA). Lineage: Eukaryota; Metazoa; Chordata; Lepidosauria; Squamata; Gekkonidae. The record is from RefSeq and is a predicted model, not a curated record. The transcript has 10 exons. The coding region runs from base 14 to 1681 and encodes 555 amino acids.